AUGGGCUCCCGCCUGCACAACGCGCCCAUUGUGCUCGACAACGGCAGCGGCACCAUCCGAGCGGGCUUCGCUGGACAAGACCUCCCAAAAUGCUUCUUUCCCUCCUUCGUUGGGCGGCCGAAGCACGUGCGGACCAUGGCGGGCGCACUUGAAGGCGACGUCUUCAUUGGACCGCAGGCGGAGCAGCAUAGGGGGCUCUUCAAGAUCAAUUAUCCGCUCGAGCACGGCAUCGUCACGGAUUGGGAUGACAUGGAGAGGAUAUGGCAGUAUGUGUAUACAGAGGAGUUGAAAACAGUCAGCGAAGAUCAUCCAGUGCUUCUGACAGAGCCACCACUGAAUCCUCGGGAGAACCGAGAUACAGCGGCGCAGAUUCUGUUCGAGACGUUCAAUGUACCUGCUCUCUACGCCUCGGUGCAAGCCGUGCUUUCGCUCUACGCGUCAGGAAAGACUACUGGAAUAGUGCUGGAUUCUGGGGACGGCGUAUCGCAUGCAGUUCCGGUAUUCCAAGGCUUCGCAAUACCCAACAGCAUACGGCGGAUAGACGUGGCAGGCAGAGACGUGACCGAGCACCUCCAACAGCUGCUCCGGAAAAGCGGGCGCGUAUUCCACACCAGCGCUGAGAAGGAGACGGUCAAGCACAUCAAGGAAACAUGCGGGUACAUAGCGCUGGACCCGGCGAAGGAAGAGAAGGAAUGGUCCGGCGCAGCAAGAACGGACGGGAAGAGCGUCGAGUACACGCUACCAGACGGGCAGAAACUCAAAGUCGGCGCAGAGCGUUUCCGAGCCCCGGAGAUACUCUUCAACCCCGAGAUCAUCGGCCUCGAGUACCCCGGCGUGCACCAAAUCGUCGUCGAAGCCAUCCAGCGGACGGACAUGGACCUGCGCAAGUCGCUCUACGGGAACAUUGUGCUCUCCGGCGGUUCCACACUGACGAAGGGAUUCGGCAAUCGAUUGCUGCACGAGGUGCAGCGGCUGGCGGUCAAGGACAUGCGGAUCAAGAUUCUGGCGCCGCCGGAGCGGAUCUAUACGACGUGGACGGGGGGCAGCAUCCUGGCGGGAUUGAGCACGUUUAAGAAGAUGUGGGUGGAGAAGGACGAAUGGCAGGAGAAUCCGGAUAUCAUUCACACCAAGUUUGCAUAG
Messenger RNA from Westerdykella ornata, 1140 nucleotides. Its product is annotated as Actin/actin-like protein. The coding region runs from base 1 to 1140 and encodes 379 amino acids. The transcript has 4 exons. NCBI's taxonomy places the organism in Eukaryota, Fungi, Ascomycota, Dothideomycetes, Pleosporales, Sporormiaceae. The record is from RefSeq and is a predicted model, not a curated record.